CCGUCAUGGACCAGAAGUUCAGGGAAACGGACGAGCCCUAUCAGGCCCGGAUGCUGCUUCUGAUAACCGAAGCUAAGCAACGGUCGGAUGCAGUAGCAGCCACAGCAAAGAAGAAGGCAGAGGACACCGAGAAGGCAUGUCUGUUGGCAAUUGAACAACAGCGCCAGCAAAACGAGGUAGCAGCAAAGGCUGUCUAUGUAGAACGACUUCAACGACAUGAGAAGAUAUUUAGCGGAGAGCGAGCUUUGCUCACAAUGGCAGCGGAAUGGCGGGCCGAGGCUGAGAAUGGGAAGCUGGAAGAGAGUGGAAACAAGAUCGCUCUACUCCUCUCCCAUCUCACGGACCUCCUGGCCGCGUGCAUUGCACAGCAGGACAGUCACAACCUCGACGACGCAGUUCAAACAUACAGUAAGGUGUUUGACCAACUCACCAGCUGCCUCCAGCAGCUAGAACAAACCGUCGCCACCCCCGUUGCCAGCUCUUUCAACAACUCCGAUCGCCUCGAGGCAUUGGAGAUUGACGUCGGAUCCCUCAAGGACGGCGUGCAGUUACAGCAAAACGCCACGCAACAGUUGGAGCAGCGGAUCUGUACUGCCACCACUCACUCGAGAUUGGAAACGCGCGAGACAACUCCAAAGUUCGAUGAUCAGGAGAUCUUCUGCGAUUCGACGAAGAUGGACCCGAUUCCGUGGUUCCGUAAGUUCGAACUCAAGUUGCAGCUACACUACGUCAGCGAGCACAAGCAUCACACGUACUUAUACCCCCCCUCGGGGGGUGCGUGCCAAGCAUGGCUGGAUAAUCUUCUGUCCAAGUACAGAGUGGUGGCUGUCGACUUGCAUACCAAGAUCAGUUGGGAUGAUCUAAAGGCGUCGUGGCAUAACCGGUUCCAAGUAGAGCCGCCAGAGAUCAAGGCAAUGGACAAGCUGAUGGUCUUCGAACAAGGCACGCUGCCGAGUGUUGACUGGAUUGCUGAGUACCAACGCUUGACAUCCGCCCCAGACAUUCAAAUGGGCUUCAAAGCCAUCAAACACUAGUCCAUCUCGAGGUGGUUUCCGGCGUUGGGCAAUGCCUUGACUCACGUCAAGGACAACUUGACGACACUGGCGAAGCUCUUCCACAAGGCCGCGCAGUUUAUUAUCACAUACAAGGAGGCUAAGAACCUCCACCGUUCAUCUGCGACAGGCCCGAGCAUAGAUCAGCAUCGGCCAAAAGUGGCCGUGGUCGCAGCGGCAACGCCAAUCAAACAAACUAGUGAGG
This is a messenger RNA of Chara braunii, 1257 nucleotides long. The record is from the annotation of a GenBank genome assembly. Lineage: Eukaryota; Viridiplantae; Streptophyta; Charophyceae; Charales; Characeae.